Striga asiatica is the source of this 972-nucleotide messenger RNA. NCBI's taxonomy places the organism in Eukaryota, Viridiplantae, Streptophyta, Magnoliopsida, Lamiales, Orobanchaceae. The record is from the annotation of a GenBank genome assembly.
AUGCCAUCCUAUGGAAAAUUCUUUAAGGACUUGGUGACAAAGAAGCGGAAGUUCGAGGAUGGAGAGAAGGUGGUUGUGUAUGAGGCUGCAAGUGCAAUGCAACACGAUUUGCCGAAGGUCGACCCAGUCGCGACUCGCGAGUCAACAACUCGCGAGUCGCGAGUCACCUGGGUCGCUGGGGCUGCGCUCUCUGUUAAACUCGCGAGGCGCAAGUUCCGGGUCGCGAGUCGCGCGAUGCUGGACGCUGGCGUGGGGCGCGGUCGCGGGUUGCGGGUUGCCACCUGGGCUGCACUGCACCAUCUUACGUUUUGGCCUCGUUUGAACUCGUCCGAACUCGGAAUUGAGUUCCGUUUUUUUCUAUGCAGGCUCGGUCUUGGGGAGGUGAGGCCGACCCGCAUGUGCCUCCAGUUGGCGGACCGUUCUAUUCGGUAUCCGUUGGGGAUAGUUGAGGAUGUUCUCGUGAAGGUGGGUAAGCUUAUCAUUCUAGUUGAUUUCGUUGUCUUAGACGUUGGAGAUGUUGACGAGAAUGGGAAGGAUCACACCAUCCUUCUCGGGAGACCUUUCAUGGAGACUACGAAUACCCUUAUUGAUGUGAAGAAUGGGACCCUGAAUAUGACUGUUUCGGGGGAGUCGGUGUCUAUUUCCGUUCGAGGAGCCAUGUCUGCCUCCUCGGUGAAUUUUGUAGAAGAGUGUGCCUUCAUUGAUCUAGCCGACCCAUUUGUUGAUGAGAUGUUGGAGAAGGCCACACUUGAGCUUAAGGAGCUGCCCAAGCACCUUAAGUAUGUCUUCUUGGAUGAUGCCAAACAGAAGCCGGUAAUCAUCUUUGCUGAGGAUCAGCCAAAGACGACUUUCACGUGCCCCUCUGGCACCUUCGCGUUCAGACGGAUGCCCUUUGGCCUAUGCAAUACACCGGGUACAUUUCAGAGGUGCAUGUUCUCCAUCUUCUCGGAUAUGCUUGAGAACUGCCUAUAG